Brassica rapa (field mustard) is the source of this 3276-nucleotide messenger RNA. RefSeq lists its product as uncharacterized. The record is from RefSeq and is a predicted model, not a curated record. Lineage: Eukaryota; Viridiplantae; Streptophyta; Magnoliopsida; Brassicales; Brassicaceae.
AGGAAGGUUUUUAACGAGGCCACAAGUUUACUUUCACAUCUCCUAGAUGAUGAUCCCGGACCAACCACAUUAUCUAUCUUAUGUUAUUUUUAUCAUAUGUUUUAUGUUUUGAAUAAUAUCGAAAACUUGGUCUUUGUUUAGUUUCCAAGGGAGCCUGUUCCCUUUAUUUUUAUUUCUAUUUUCGAGACCUUGUGCAUGUACAAGGGCCUCUCUUUAUAUUCUGGUCGUGACCCCCCUUUAUCAUUAAGCAAUCUUUUAUCAAAAACCCUUUUCUCUCUUCUCUCUUGUCUUGGACGAGUUGAAGUGUGUCUGGUGUGUAAUAUCCAGUCUGUUGGUGUGUAAUAUCCAACGCCCAAGGGCUUUAGAGAGGUGUGUCAUAUCCGAUCUAAGCCUAGGAGUAUCAAGAAGCCUUUCCGCAGCCUCUUGUGUCACCAUUCGAUUCACAUACCUUGAGAAGCUUGAGUCUUUUGAUUCGUUUCUGCAAGGAUUAUCCCAUCUGUUCCAGAGCAUCAUCCUAGGAUCUCAUCAAGUGGUAUCAGAGCAUCUCUGGAAGGGAAGUGUUUGUCUAUUUCUCUGAUUUCGUUUUUGUGUUUAGACUUUUCAUAUUCUUGCAGAGAAAUCAGAUCUAUGUUUACUUGUGUAAAAUCUGUGUGAUCUGUUUCUGUUUGAGUGAUAUCAAUCUAUUUCGAUCUGUUCUUUACAUCAUAGAUCAGUGAUUGUUAAAUAUCAUAUCAUCAUCUGUUGAUUCUGAUCUGUUUUGUUUAAAUUUCGAAAUUGAUCUGAGAAGUUUAGAUUUUAAUUUCAGUUUGAAAUCUGUUUCUGUUCUUGUUGAAUCUGAUUUCGAAUCUGCUUGUGUUUGGGUUUAUUAUUUUUGUUUUGGUCUGUUAAGAGUAAGAAUAAUCAGGCUGGGAUAAAAAUUAAUCAGAAUUGUUUAAGGUUUUAAGUUUCGAUUUGAAUAUGUUUCUGGUUUGCAAAUUGAAUUGUUGUGAACUGCUUACUGGCUGAGUUUUUUUCUCUUGUCUCAGGUACCAUGGCAGGAGAUCAGAAAGGAGAAUUCUCUAAGGAUUAUAUCAAGGGCAAUAUCAGAAACAACUUUGCUGAUCAAAAGCUGAAAAUCCCUCUUUUCUUUGGAGAUCCUGACCCUGCUGCAUAUGUGAAGUGGGAAGAGAAGAUAGAACUGUUUUUCAGUUGUCAACACUAUGCUGAAAGAAAGAAGGUUCAGAUGGCUACUGCUGAGUUUUGUAGUUAUGCUUCAAGCUGGUGGAAUCACUUGAUAAGGAUCAGAAGACUUAGAGGAAAAGAAUCUGUGGAAACAUGGCAUAAACUGAGGACUUUGAUGCGCAGAGAGUUUAUUCCAAGACAGUACCACAAGGAAGUAAUUCGAAAACAGUCUGAGAUAAAGACAUGCUCUGCAAACUCAGUUCAGAAACAACAAGGCAACCUGAGAUCAAGUCCAACCAGUGUCAUUAGUUUAUCUAGCAAAAAAACAAGCCGGACCAGUAAGGAGGACAUCAAGGAGCUGUCUCAGUUGAGCAUGGACGUGGGGAAACCACUGAAGCCAACCAACACAACACGUCCAUUCAUUGAAGCACAUAAUCAAGAACCUUUUCUAUUCCUUAGCCAAGAAACCCAAGAGCUUGAGGAUGAACGUGGGAACAACACUUAUGAGGAGAAAGAAGUCUCAGAUUCUUCACACUGCUUGAAAGACCAUGAAGAAACAAAUCUGCUGAGAAAUUAUGAGUGUUCUCAUCACUCCUUUCAUUCUGAUUUCUUGCUUGAAAAUACACAAGCUUGUGAUGAACUAACAUGUCUAGAACCGGUGCAACCGAGUAGUGUUUUAUCUUUGACACAGCUUGCAGAAAAAGACUCAUCAGAGAAAGAACCAGAGCAAUCAACACAAGGAGAAGAGUUAGAACAGCAGAAAAACUUGCAGUCUGAAACAGCUCAUGAAUCCUUGUCUUAUGACCUGCAAGAGCACUAUCAAGGAUUCACUGGAGAAAAUGGUGAAGUGAUUACUGGUUCAGGAGAAGAACUCACGUUUUCUUCUCAAAUCAAGGAGAAACCACCAGAUCAACAUAGCUUACAACAAACUCCAAAGCAACCAACCCGAGGUCAAACUGUGUUGAGCUCUACACUUUUCGAAAAGAGGGCCUAUAGUUAUCAGAGUAUCAAUGAUGAGUCAUUGGCUAAGUUGGAGACACAACAAGCAAACCUUGGAAGCUGUCUAGCAGCCAGUCUUGGCAUAGGAGCAGUCCGAGGAUCAUAUCUCAAUCACCACAAGGAAUUAAUCAGCAAAAUCGACUGCCAUGGAAACUUAACUCAUCAGGGUCUCACGUCGAAUUGGAAUCAUGUCCAAAGCUUCUCCGAUGAAAGAGUUAUGGGUUCUACAAGUCGGAUGAUCCUCUGUGUGCUUUGUUUGAAUUUUUCUGAGUUCAAAACAUCUCAAUCCUAUCUAUGGCGACCAGGUGAGCAUCCUAAGGUAAUUGAUCAUGUCUUCAAGAAUUAUUUUUGUAUUGUUUACACAGAUAUGAUGCACUUGUCUUUGUCAAAAGAGCCAUGUGCAGAUUAUGAUGAAACCUUGAAGCAUACAAGAAGAAACUACAAGCGUGAGGAAGACAAGAGAUUCAAACCACCUGAUCUGGACCAGGAUAAGCACAAAGGCGUCCCUAGCUUCGUCCUCAUCAAAAAAGCACCCCCAGAUGCAGCCUACCAUCCAAAACCGAGCAAAAACCUCUUUGGGAUAAGACUCUUACUCUUUGAUAAAUCUUCAUAUACUAACUUGCUUUAUUUAAUUGUUUGUGAAUCAGGUUUGAGGAAUGCAUCAGGAGUAUGGAGAGCCCAACAUAAAACAGAUUUGAGGUCAAAUCCUUUUGAAGAGGGAGGGGAUGAUGUGAUCAUGGACCAGCUUGUAGAUGAAGAUGCCCUAGCCAUUCCUGAAGGUCCCAACACUUGUUCCAGAUCAAAGAAACUCAAUGAAGCUGAUGGAGGAAUACUCAAGAUGUCAAGGAAGCAAGAAGAUUGUCUUGGUUGCAGCUUGAUCAACCCAGACACACUCACCACAAAUCAAGCUACUCCACCUUCAAGCUGAUCAUCAUCUAGGCAAGUAGCUUGUGUGUGCUCUUUUCCUAACCUUUGGUUUUGUCCCACUGGGUUUUCCAAAGGAAGGUUUUUAACGAGGCCACAAGUUUACUUUCACAUCUCCUAGAUGAUGAUCCCGGACCAACCACAUUAUCUAUCUUAUGUUAUUUUUAUCAUAUGUUUUAUGUUUUGAAUAAU